UCGCUCUCGCUUUAACACGCACACCUUGUCACACUCCUCUACUGUUUGGACUUCAAACCCUCUCUUUUACUGAGAUGUUACAUGUACAUGUUGCCUGUGUCUAUUAAGAGCUCUUCUCGGCUGGCGUCUUCUUGUGUCACACCAUUUCUUUAGGAACGCAACAAGAAAACCAGAGCAAAACAGGUGGUCAAAUCCCAGUCUACCUAUUCAGGGAUGGAUGUGGGAAUGCUGGAGAUCCCAGCUGAUCUAUCAGCUCGAUUGCGUAGUGCAGCAGGGCGUCCACAGGGGUCAGGGGUCACAGAGGUAGCUCCACCUCAGGUCAAAGCUGAGCACCGCCUCGCCCUGCCUCCUGAUAUCGACAGCUAUCCAUUCUCACGAUAUGCCAACACAGUUCUCAAGGAUGGAUGGUGCCAGGCUCAGGGUCAGUCCCUCCAGAGACCCCUCACCUCUCUGGAGCCGGGGGAUGCCCGCAUAGCUCUGGAGAUAUACAAACUGAUUCUACGCUUCUGUGGAGACUCAGAGAUGACUGGAUGGCAGGAGCAGAUGUUGGGGAAUUACAUAGUGGAGAAAGGCCAAAGCAGACCUGCGCUCAGGGAUGAGAUCCUGGCUCAGCUCGCCUAUCACACAUGGGGUUGUGAGGGUGAGGAGGGCUCACUGAGGGGCUGGUUUCUCCUGGCCUCCUGUCUCAGUGCCUUCACACCAUCUCCUUCACAGGAUAAACCUCUGCUCAAGUAUGUGUCUGACCAGGGUCCAGGAGAAUAUCGUGCUCUGUGUCAGCAUAAGCUUCUCACAUCUCUCCAGCUGCCAUUUCCUGCCUGUAGACAACACCCCCCUACCCAGCUCGAAUGGACUGCCAAUCAGAGAAAGGGGAAGAUGGUUGUGGAGAUCAACACCUUCAAUGAGGAGAAGCUAACAGCUGAAGUGGAGUCCUGGACCACAGGAGAACAACUGGCAUCCUGGCUCCUGAGCUUUAGAGGGGUACCUGAGCUUCAGCGGGGCUGGUCCGUGUCUCUGCUAGCUGAAGAGGGCUGGUCUGAUCUAAACGGCUGUGACUAUGUGAUGGACCUGCUGGCUGGUGCUGAGGCUGAUGUUCCCUUGGGACGAACAUCUGCUCAAUCUGAUUAUCUUUUCAGUGACAUGGGGGACAGGAUGACGGCCUCUGAUUUGGAUGACUUCAUCCCUCCCGCCCCCUCCAUGCAGGCUCCUGGCCUCCCUCCUUCUGAAGCAGCUCAGUGGGACAAUUAUGGUCAAUAUGACUCAUCUCAGGGAUCCCGAGUACCUAAGCUGGAUUCCUAUGUGGAUGACCUUUUUGAUCCUGUGCUGGAUCAAGGACCUCCAGACUUUGAGCGAACAGCCAUGCUGAACCGCAGGAUGAGGGGAGGAGGAGGGAUGCACCCCAGCAUGUACAGUGGAGCAGGAGUUCCGAUGUCAAUGCCAGCUUAUAAUAUGGGAAUGCCCAUGAAUCCAGCCAUGCCAGCCUAUCCGGCUGCACCAAUGAUGCCAAACAUGAUGCCCGGAGUUGCCCAAAUGCCUAUGAUGCCAUCUAUGCCACCUAUGGUGAUGCCAGGUGCAAUGGGACAAUCCGCUAUGCCCACCAGUACUCCAGCCAUCAACCCCCAGCAGCUGGCUGAACAGCAGCAGGCUUUCAUCAACCAGCAAGCUUUACUCAUGGCCCAGCAGAUGACAUUGCAGGCAAUGACACUGUCCCAACAGCAGCAGCAGGAGCAGCUGCAAAAACAGCUCAAGAAACAGCAGCAGGAGCAGGAGCAGGAGCAACAACAGCAGAAGCGACAGCAGCAGCAGCAGCGGCAGCAGCGGCAGCAGCAGCCACAGCAGCCGCAGCAGCCGCAACGCCCUCAACCUCAGAGUUCAGAGAGCACCACCCCUCCAGAAGAGCCCAUCCGCACCACAGUGCCUAAACCCAACAAUCCACCUAUGCAGCGUAACAUCCCAGUGGUAGAGCAACCUGCAAAAGAAGACGACACUGCCACUGCCCAGAAGCCAGAAUCCUUUCAGGAGAAGAGAGCCUUCUUCCAGAAGAUUGGAACUCAGGAAGCUCCUUCAAAACCCCCUCCAAAGGUCGCUAAACCACUUAUCUAUGCCUCCCCACCAGCCGUACAGGCCAGAGCUCCAUCUCCAGUAAAGCCAGAAGUGAAACCACCUCCAGAACCCAGUAAACCACCAGAGUCCCCAAAACCGGAGCCUGAAUCUCCUCCAAUGUCACCUUCUAAACCAGAACCCAGCAGCAACAUUCGAGAUAUCAUCAGGCAGUACCAGAACCGGCCUACUCCAGAGCCCAAGGCCUUUGAGCCUGUUAGGAUUUCUGCCAAGCACUUUGUGAAAAAGAACGACCCUAAAGACGAGGCACUGGCCAUUCUCAGAGCAAAAGGACCAGUCUCUCCACCAAAGAAACAAUAUGUUGCUCCUCCACCACAAAAAAAAGAGCCGCUACUUCCUCCUCCUCCUCCUCCUCCUCCUCCAUCUCAGCGUGAAAAACCUGCUCCUCGCUCUAUCUCCAACAGCAUGAAACAGAAGCAGCGCUCUCUAGCCGACCUCUUUGGCUCACAGCGCUCUCAGGCCCCUCCCACUCCUCCUCCAGAACGCGCCCCUAUUCUUCCACCCAUUCCUCCUCCAGAACCCGCCCCUAUUCUCCCAAAUAACAUCCCUGACCCGCCCCCUAUGGCCGCACCUGGACUAAGUCAGCUUCAGAGAAUGGCCAAAGAGGAGAGUGUUCGCGCCCAGCUACACAAAUUUAUUGCUAGUGUCUACUUCUCCUACUCACGUAUGCCUGGGAAGCUCUUCUUGCGAAAAGAGUUGUUCUACCCCAGAGAGAAGUUCACUCACCCAUAUAUCCUCAAUUUACUGUGUGAGCAGAUUAUGAGAGACACCUACUCAGAUGCCUGUGUGCGAAUUUCACGUGAAGAGCGGCGCAAAAUGAAAGAUUUGCUCGCACGCUUCCAUGUCGGAACGAGCAUCAGCGCUGUGCCGGAUGACGCCAUGAAGAAGAGGGUUGUCAUGGCAGCCAGAGACAACUGGGCAAACUAUUUCACACGUCUCUUCCCUGUGAAUGGUGGAAAUGGAGGCGAUACUCAGAUUCUUGGUGUUUCACAUCGUGGCAUCAAAAUGCUGAGGAUAGUCAAGGCAUCAGGCAUCAACCCAAAACACCUCAAACUGCUCCGGAGUUACAGCUAUGCAGAAAUGUUGUCUGUGCAGCAGAAGGGUGCUGAGACAGUUUUAAUCAGCCUGAAAAGUGAGGAGCUGCAGCUACACUCUCCACAAGCCCCUCAGAUAACUCAUGUGGUGCGCCUCUUCCUCUUCGAGCUGACCAAGGGUUCAGAGUAUGUUAUUGCUCUGAAGAGCUAUGUGACAGAUGACAAGAGCCUGCUUAGCUUCCAGAAAGGUGACAUCAUCAAACUGCUGCAAAUGGAUGGCCUCCAGGAUGGAUGGAAGUUCGGCUCGACCGGAGGCCGAUCUGGUCUUUUCCCAGCUGAUAUCACUCAGCCUUCUGCACCUCCAGACUACCACAGCAUGUGCGUGGACCGACAGUUUGAGAGGAGAAAAAGCAUGAGGACCUCUCGUACCUCCAUGGCGGCCCCUGGUGGACGCUCGGCCCACAGCAGAGCAAGUGUGGAGUCAGUGACCAGUGAGCGCAGUGUUGAGGUGGGGUCAGUCCACAGCUCAGAGACAGACCCCCAAAGGUCCCACAUGACUGAGUUUGCCAGGAAGUACUUCAGAGAGGCUGUUCUGAGGACAAAUGAGAGAGGCCAACCCAAUGGACUUAGAGAGCUUGAGCAGAUGGUGCAAUACACAGCAGAGCCUAUCAAUGAGUCUCUAAUCCUGUUUUCAGACAACGAUCUCAGUGUUCUGGGUGUUCAGUCUUUUAUACAUGUGAUGCAGUUCAUGACUGAUCAGCCCUUAAGGAAGGACCAGACAGAAGCAAAGUGUGCCAAUUUUAUUAUACAGCUUGGGAAAGAGAACGAGUUCCUCCGGGAUGAGCUCUACUGCCAGAUCAUCAAACAGACCUCCAACAAUCCACACAAGGAGAGCUGUGCACGUGGCUGGCUUCUGCUAAACCUGAUCACUGGCUUCUUCCCCUGUUCCUCAACAUUACUGCCGUAUGUGAUGCGCCAUCUAAAGAACUGCAGUCAGGACUCCAACCACCCUUUCCAAGAGAAGUCUCAAAUGUGUGAGGAUAAUCUCAAACGUUCACUCACCUAUGGAGGACGCAGAUAUAUUCCUUCACAUCUGGAGAUGGAAGCCCUUUUGGCAGGUCGGAGCGCCCGGCGGUUGCCAAUCCUGCUCCCAGGUGAAGUGGAGUUCCCAUGCAAAGUCCGCAGCUUCAGUGUGGCGAUUGAGGUCGUGAGAGACAUAUGCACAGAGAUGGGUGUGAGUAAUCCAGCUGAGGUGAACGAAUUUUCCAUCCUUGCCACCCGUGGACAGGAUGGACAAGUGCGUCCCAUUCACCCAGAUGAGUAUGUGUUUGACUUCCUGCUGGAUGAUGGCUCAAUCUUGCUCACGUUCCAUCGUCUUGUCUGGAAAUAUCCCCUGCAUUUUGAGAAUGAUCUCUAUGUCGACUUUCAUUACCAUCUGAUCCUGAUUGAUUAUCUGAGUGGGAAAUUGCUCUUGCCUGGUAACAGCUCCACACUUCAGCAGCAGGUGGCAGAGUUGGCUGCACUUCAGCACCUCGCUCUGGGAUUCAAUCAACAGCCUACACCGCAAGAGCUCAAGCAGUAUUUUCCCCGUAUGGAUGGAAUCAGUGCCAAUGACCAAAAUCUGCACAGUGCUACACUGAGACAAUUUUCUCUCAUUGCAAAUGUCAAGUCUACUGAAGCUAAAAUACGCUUCAUCAAGACUCUCAGUUCACUGCAUCUCUUUGGCUCAAACAUAUUCAUGGCUCAGAAAGUCAGCCACAAAGGCUGUCCAUCACCCUGUGUGGUGGCAGUCAACCAUGAAAGCAUCAACAUUCUUCACCCCCAAACACAGAUGUCAGCCUUAACAAUUCCAGUGGAGGAGGUGCAGUCCUUGCGCUCUAUCAGUCCCAAGAAGGAAAAAGUGCCAGUCGUAGAGAUCAACUUUGGCAACCCAGCUCAUGUUAACACCAUCACUAUUUAUCUGAAACAGGCAAGGGAGCUUUGCCACAUCAUUGCUAUAAUCAUGGAGCUAAUGAGACCACCUUCCAGGAACCGCACAUGAACAUUUUAGUAAGCACUACACCAUUCAGCAAAUGGUCUACACAC
Pangasianodon hypophthalmus (striped catfish) is the source of this 5237-nucleotide messenger RNA. It is a transcript of the gene myo15b, whose product is annotated as myosin XVB. NCBI's taxonomy places the organism in Eukaryota, Metazoa, Chordata, Actinopteri, Siluriformes, Pangasiidae. The record is from RefSeq and is a predicted model, not a curated record. Gene Ontology annotation, cellular component: cytoskeleton. The coding region runs from base 214 to 5193 and encodes 1659 amino acids. Gene Ontology annotation, molecular function: protein binding. The transcript is spliced from 43 exons.